GGCCGGCACUGGUGUCAGUGAAGUGUUUACAUCCCCUUGAAUGACGGUGAUUCUAACCCGAGAUAUACCGUUUAAAUGUCUGCAAAACCUAUUCAAACGUCAGAUCUCAUUUUUCCUAUCCUCUCAACCGACUUCUCGUCAACACUCUCAUCUCUGAAGCGCUCGACACUCUCAAUCUCGAACCGUUUGCGAUCUAUUGCGUCUGAUGCCGAUUUUGUCUGCUCCGUGGCCGACGCUUACGGCCUGCCACUAGUCGCCAACGAACGCUGCGGUAGCUGGUAUAUUCCGUUGGAGCGCAAGUCCGCUAGCGCUUAUUUCAAGAGCACCGAUGGUCAUACCGGAGAAUGGUCCUUCAGCCUUCGCAGGCUGAACACUCAGGUGCUUGAAGCCAUCGGGAAAACAGAUGGAUGCGUGAUUGUAGACUCUACAAGGCGGGGCAAGAGGAUGCCUGACGCUCUCUCGAAGACGGUACCGAUAUGGUGUGCAGUUUGGAACAGGUUGCUCUUCCCGGAUGUUACAGCUGCUCAGGAGUUACAUACGCCUCCGCAGUCCGUUUCCAGAUCAGAACACUCACAAAUUGAAUACCGGCUGGACAACUUCGUGAAACAAGCCCGGCAGGAUCUCAAUCUGGAUCUGCCAGAGCUCCGAUCACGUAUCUCCAAGCCUUUGCGUCCGCUGUGGGUCACCCAAGAAUCAGGGCUCCCUGAAGACCAACCGUCCUUCCCUGAUUUUCACCCAGUGGUUCUUUGUACCUCUUCACGCCGUGUGCCCGGAGGCGAAGCGUCCGAAGGCGGUUAUAUCCAAGGCGCCGGUGACGACAGUGAGGGUUGGGCACGAGGUUUGACAGCACCAUCAUUCUGGGAAAACAAGUCCAGGCUCCUAGAAACACAGGAAGGAGACCUGCCCGAACUGAUUGCAGAACUGCUUGCUUCUUCGGGGAGCAAAUCGAACACGGCAAACACGGUCUUGAUCAAGCCCACGGACUGGCUUUUUGUAUGUCCGCUGGAGACACUGCAUGGCGUUGCAGUGGACGAGUACGAUACUGUGAUCAGCUGUGCCGAUAAGCCUGACGGAAGGCUUCUGGAGGUUAAGAAGAGCAAAUACCUGCAUCUCAACUGCGGCACUGGAAAACUUGGGAGCCGGGACCUUCGGAGCGAACUGGUCAAAAUCGAGACGUUCGUGCAAACACUCCCGCCUAGUUCAACCUUGGCCGUCGGUUGCCAGACUGGCAAAGAUAUAUCAAUCGGUGUGGUGCUGGCUAUUCUUUGCCUUUACGUCAACGAUUCUGGUAAAUUUACUUCCCCAAAAGGGUCGAUAGACAAGAACUUCAUCCGCCAGCGGCUCAGUUGGAUCAUGACAUCCUUCCCCGCCGCGAGUCCUUCUCGUGCGACGUUGCAGUCCGUCAACGCAUUCCUCUUCUCACCACGCACCCACGCACCAUCACUAGCACCAAAACCGAACAUACCAGCCCCCGCAGCGACGGACACUUCGUCCGCCUUGGCAAAUCCGCACGAUACCACGAAGCCAAAGCCCCCAAGCAAACCUCAAGACCAAUCGCCCAUGACGCUCGAAAGCAUCUUCAACUCCCUCAGCACAAGCCCCCCAAGCACUCCCUGGAAACUCACCCGCAAACUGACCUCCGCGCUCCCCACCAUGCCCUCCGGCACCUUCAACGGCCACGCGACAUUCACUCCCCGCGCAGCGACCGCAACACCCUUCACGGCCGAGUAUCUCUACAGCGAAGAAGGGACGUUGCAGACAGACACCGGGCUGGUCAUGAUCGCGCAGCGAAAAUAUAUCUGGCGGUACCGGCGCGCGGCUGCGGGCAACGCCGAUGACGACGGUAGCAGCGUUGCGCGCGAGGGCAUCAGCGUGUGGUUUGCGGGCGAGGACGGGGAAAGCGCAAACGGGUUGUUCGUGGAGAUGGAGUUUGCUGGGGAUGGGGAAGCGGGUGGUAAGGAGAAGACUAUGUGUGCUAAGGGACAUCAUUGGUGCGAGCCGGAUGAUUAUAAGGCUAGGUUUGAGUUUCGAGAAGACGGGUUUAAGGUCGUGUAUGUGGUGAGGGGGCCGAAGAAGGAUUAUGUGAGCUCUACUGAAUAUAGUAGGACUUGA
Aplosporella prunicola CBS 121167 is the source of this 2112-nucleotide messenger RNA. RefSeq lists its product as uncharacterized. Gene Ontology annotation, cellular component: cytoplasm. NCBI's taxonomy places the organism in Eukaryota, Fungi, Ascomycota, Dothideomycetes, Botryosphaeriales, Aplosporellaceae. Gene Ontology annotation, biological process: charged-tRNA amino acid modification. Bases 76 to 2112 code for a protein of 678 amino acids. The transcript has 5 exons. The record is from RefSeq and is a predicted model, not a curated record. Gene Ontology annotation, molecular function: tRNA adenosine(64)-2'-O-ribosylphosphate transferase activity.